Bufo gargarizans (Asiatic toad) is the source of this 5491-nucleotide messenger RNA. RefSeq names its product kinesin family member 1A (gene KIF1A). NCBI's taxonomy places the organism in Eukaryota, Metazoa, Chordata, Amphibia, Anura, Bufonidae. Gene Ontology annotation, molecular function: microtubule motor activity; microtubule binding; ATP binding. The record is from RefSeq and is a predicted model, not a curated record. The transcript has 47 exons. Gene Ontology annotation, biological process: microtubule-based movement. The coding region runs from base 1 to 5154 and encodes 1717 amino acids.
AUGGCGGGAGCAUCAGUGAAGGUCGCAGUCAGAGUGCGGCCAUUCAACUCACGUGAAAUUGGAAAAGAUUCAAAAUGCAUCAUCCAGAUGUCUGGAAACACAACCACAAUUAUCAACCCCAAACAGCCAAAAGAAUCUCCGAAAUGCUUCAGUUUUGACUACUCGUACUGGUCCCAUACUUCCGAUGAGGACAGUCAGUUCGCCGGGCAACAACAGGUCUACCGUGACAUUGGGGAGGAGAUGUUACUCCAUGCCUUUGAAGGAUACAAUGUGUGUAUUUUCGCCUAUGGACAGACUGGAGCUGGUAAAUCUUAUACCAUGAUGGGCAAACAGGAGCCAAACCAACAAGGAAUCAUACCCCAGCUUUGUGAAGACCUCUUUUCACGGAUCAGUGACACGACAAAUGACAACAUGUCUUAUUCUGUGGAGGUCAGUUAUAUGGAGAUAUACUGUGAGCGUGUCAGAGACCUCUUAAAUCCAAAGAAUAAGGGGAAUCUUCGUGUCCGUGAGCACCCACUCCUAGGACCUUAUGUGGAAGACUUGUCAAAGUUGGCUGUCACCUCCUACCAAGACAUUCAAUAUCUAAUGGACUCAGGCAAUAAAGCCAGAACUGUUGCUGCCACAAACAUGAACGAGACAAGCAGUCGCUCCCAUGCUGUCUUUAACAUAAUCUUCACCCAACGUAGAAAUGACGCUGACACCGAGACCAGCACAGAGAAGGUUAGCAAAAUUAGCCUUGUGGACCUUGCGGGAAGUGAAAGAGCAGAUUCCACAGGAGCCAAAGGGACAAGAUUGAAGGAAGGAGCAAACAUAAAUAAGUCUCUCACAACCUUGGGGAAGGUGAUUUCUGGACUUGCUGAAAUGGAUUCUGGUAACAAUAAGAACAAGAAAAAGAAGAAGACAGACUUUAUUCCAUAUCGAGAUUCUGUACUCACAUGGCUUCUAAGAGAGAACUUGGGUGGAAACUCUCGCACUGCUAUGGUUGCUGCUCUGAGUCCUGCAGAUAUUAACUAUGAUGAGACCCUUAGUACACUGCGAUAUGCUGACCGUGCCAAACAGAUCCGAUGCAAUGCUGUUAUCAAUGAAGAUCCAAAUAAUCGUCUGAUCCGUGAACUUAAGGAUGAGGUGGCACGUCUGAGAGAGCUGCUGGGAGCCCAGGGGCUGUCUGACAUUAUUGACAAUGUGUGUCCUGUGGACAACGCCAAUGUCCUACACACGCGUCAUGCUCCUGACAAUCUCUUCACAGCAGUGAAUGCCCUAACGGGUAUGAGUCCUUCAUCCUCUAUGUCUGGUUUGUCCAGUCGAGCUGCAUCUGUCUGCAGCCUACAUGAGCGCCUUGCAUUCACACCUGGAAGUGAAGAGGCUAUCGAGAGGCUCAAGGAAACAGAGAAAAUUAUUGCUGAGCUCAAUGAGACGUGGGAAGAGAAGCUGCGGCGCACAGAGGCUAUACGUAUGGACAGAGAGGCCUUACUGGCAGAGAUGGGGGUUGCCAUGAGAGAGGAUGGAGGAACACUUGGAGUGUUUUCACCAAAAAAGACUCCUCACCUUGUAAAUCUCAAUGAAGAUCCUCUGAUGUCGGAAUGUCUAUUAUAUUACAUUAAAGAUGGAAUUACAAGAGUUGGACGUUUGGAUAUAGAGAGGAGACAGGACAUUGUCCUCAGUGGACAUUUUAUUCGUGAUGAGCACUGUAUUUUCCGGAGUGAUAUCAUGCCUUGCGGGUCAGUUGCAGUGACACUUGAGCCCUGUGAAGGGGCUUGCACAUACGUAAAUGGGAAGAAAGUGACAGAGCCGUGUGUGCUGAGAUCAGGUAACCGAAUCAUUAUGGGAAAGAGUCAUGUAUUUCGCUUUAACCACCCUGAACAAGCCCGACAAGAGAGGGAACGUACUCCAUGUGCAGAGACUCCCGUAGAACCUGUGGACUGGGCAUUUGCCCAGCGGGAGUUACUUGAGAAGCAAGGUAUUGACAUGAAGCAGGAGAUGGAACAAAGACUUCAGGAACUGGAAGAUCAGUACAGAAAAGAACGCGAGGAAGCAAAUUACCUGCUGGAGCAGCAGAGAUUGGAUUAUGAAAGUCGUCUAGAAGCUCUGCAAAGACAGAUGGAUUCCAGAUAUUAUACCGAGGUCAAUGAGGAGGAGGAAGAACCUGAGGAUGAUGUUCAGUGGACGGAUCAGGAGUAUGAUUUGGCUCUGUGGGCUUUUCGAAAAUGGAAAUGGUACCAAUUCACAUCACUGCGUGACCAGCUCUGGGGCAACGCCAUCUUCCUGAAGGAGGCCAAUGCAAUCAGCGUGGAACUGAAAAAGAAGGUUCAGUUCCAAUUUGUGCUGCUGACAGAUACUCUGUAUUCACCACUACCACCCGACCUGUUGCCUCCUGAUGCCCACUCAGAACGUGAGAAACGUCCCUUCCCAAAAACCAUUGUGGCAGUGGAAGUUCAAGACCAGAAGAAUGGUGCAACUCACUACUGGACCCUGGAAAAACUCAGGCAACGACUGGACAUGAUGCGUGAGAUGUAUGACCGUGCAGCUGAGCUUCCAUCUGGUCUGACUGAAGACUGUGAUAAUGUGGUGACCGGAGGAGAUCCAUUUUAUGAUCGGUUCCCUUGGUUCCGUUUAGUGGGCAGGGCCUUUGUCUACCUGAGCAACUUGCUGUACUCUGUGCCUCUGGUUCAUCGAGUCGCUAUUGUCAGUGAAAAAGGAGAGGUGAAAGGAUUCCUUCGAGUUGCUGUUCAGGCCAUUUCCGCGGAUGAGGAAGCUCCUGACUAUGGCUCUGGAGUUCGGCAGUGUGGAACAGCCAAAAUCUCAUUUGAUGAUCAACAUUUCCAAAAGUUCCAGGCCGAGUCCUGUACUGGAAUGACUCGCUCAGGCACAUCUCAGGAGGAGCUGAGAAUAGUGGAAGGGGGACAAGGUCAAAACCCAGAUUCUGGUCCAAGUGCAGAUGAGGUCAACAACAAUACUUGUGCAGCUUCUCAUCAGGCUGCUCUCCUUGACAGCCCAAUAAAAGCUUCCCUUGACCUCACAGAUGGAGGCGGACACCCUCUAAAACUGGGCUCCAUCUUUACAUUCAGAGUGACCGUCCUGCAAGCAUCUAGCAUCCCUCCGGAAUAUGCUGACAUAUUUUGCCAGUUCAACUUCAUCCACCGCCAUGAUGAGGCAUUUUCUACUGAACCUUUAAAGAACACUGGUCGUGGACCACCCCUUGGUUUCUACCAUGUUCAAAACAUUGCAGUGGAGGUUACACAGUCCUUUGUGGAGUAUGUGAAGACUCAGCCCAUAGUAUUUGAGGUGUUUGGACAUUACCAGCAACACCCAUUCCCUCCAUUGUGCAAAGAUGUCCUGAGCCCCCUGCGUUCCUCCAGACGUCUCCUCCCCAGGGUCAUGCCAUUGUCCAAACCAGUUCCAGCCACAAAGUUAACAAGGCAGUGUGUUCCCAGUACUGGUCAGUGCCACUGCAAGUAUGACUUGAUGGCGUUCUUCCAAAUCUGUGAGCUGGAAGCAAAUGGAGACUACAUACCUGUGGCAGUAGAUCAUGGCACUGGUUUACCCUGUCAUGGCACCUUCCUUCUCCAUCAGGGCAUUCAAAGACGCAUAUCCAUCACUCUUGUUCAUGAAGCGGGGGCAGAGCUGAAAUGGCUGGAGGUGCGGGAACUUGUAGUUGGAAGGAUCCGGAAUACACCAGAGGCUGACGAGUCUCUAAUUGACCCCAACAUCUUGUCCUUGAACAUUCUAUCUGCAGGAUAUCGUCCUCCAGAAGGGGGUGACAGGCAGUUUCUUGACUCUGACACACCUAGGACAUUUUAUAACUUUGAAGUAGCAUGGGACAGUUCUAUGCACAACUCCCUCCUGCUGAACCGUGUGACUCCAUACAGAGAAAAGAUCUACAUGACAUUAUCUGCCUAUGUUGAGAUGGAGAACUGUACGCAACCUGCUGUCAUCACCAAAGACUUCUGCAUGGUCUUUUAUUCCCGGGAUGCCAAACUGCCUGCAUGUCGUUCCAUUCGUAACCUAUUUGGUACAGGCAGUCUCCGUGCUUCUGAGAGUAACCGUAUAACUGGAGUAUAUGAGCUCAGUCUUUGCCGGGUUGCAGAAGCCAGCAGUCCAGGGAUGCAGAGAAGACGUAGACGUGUACUAGAUACUUCUGUGGCCUAUGUGCGAGGUGAAGAGAACCUUGCCGGCUGGAGACCACGAAGUGACAGCUUGAUUCUUGAUCAUCAGUGGGAACUGGAGAAACUCAGCCUACUUCAGGAGGUUGAGAGGACUCGACAUUACCUAUUGCUACGUGAGAAACUGGAAGCCACACUCAGGGGAGCAGCUGACACCUUUACUCCUUCUCCUACUGAUGAGAUGCUUCCACUCAGCCCCACAUGUCAGCUGUUGCAGCCCCAAGACGAAGGCUCACCAAAAGUGGAGGAAAACCCUAUGGAAAUAGCUAGUGAAAGACAAAAAGAGCUGGCUGCCAAGUGUCUCCGUCUUCUCACCCAUACCUUCAACAGAGAAUACACUUAUAGUCAUGUGUGUGUAAGCACCAGUGAAAGCAAGCUGUCUGAGAUGUCAGUGACACUCCUACGGGACCCCUCUCUUUCUGGCCUGGGGGUCUCAACUCUUACACCCUCUAGUACCUGUCCCUCCCUGGUAGAAGGAAGAUACUGCAGCCCAGAGGCCAGCCCCCAACCACUCUCCCGUGCAUUUAGCCCAGAGAGGGAUCCUCCAAGCCCUCCAGGAGACCUGCAAAAGUCACCUACUGGUGGACUGAAGACUCCUCUCAGCUUGUUUAUUCCUGACAUACAAGAAAUACGGGUCAGCCCUAUUGUCUCUAAGAAGGGGUACCUGCACUUUCUUGAACCCCAUACAGGGGGCUGGGUUAAGAGGUAUGUGGUGGUUAGACGUCCAUAUGUCUACAUCUACAACAGUGAUCGGGAUCCAGUGGAGAGAGCCAUUUUGAACCUCUCACAGGCCCAGGUGGAGUACAGUGAGGAUCAACAGGCCAUGCUGAAGACUCCCAAUACCUUUGCUGUAUGCACACAACACCGCGGCAUUCUGCUGCAGGCCAGCAAUGAUAAGGACAUGCAUGAUUGGCUCUACGCCUUUAACCCACUUCUGGCUGGCUCCAUUCGGUCCAAACUGUCUCGACGCAGGACAGCCCAAAUGAGAAUUUAACGGGAUACCCUCACUCUUCUCUAUUUUUAUCAACUUGUUAAACCAUUAAAUCAUUCCUCCCAUAACCCGCACAUUACCACAACCCCCAUCCUCUAUACCCUGUGCUCACUUCUGCUCCCACUCAUUCCCUAGGGAAGUAUCUUCAGACUGUCCAGCUAUUGCUGAAAAAUAUCUCGUCAUCCUUGGAGUUAUCUCAAGAUAAGCUUUAGAUCUGGUGAAUCUAAAGCUGCCCACAACCGGUUUAGGGAAUCUUGAUGUGCUGCACUCCUAACUCUCUAUUUUCUCUAUCUUUCUUAGCUAUACUAUGAGCAGGGUGCAAUUUGGUUUGAUGUUUAUA